CGGGGUGAGGGACUGGAAACGCUGAACUGGGUUGAGUGGAGGGAUCGGGACUUGUCCCGGCAGGUGCAGAGCAAUAAGACCCUCCAAAAUCUGGCUCCCCAAGGAGCAGGCAUUCCGGGGCUCCGCCGUGCACCUCUUUACUGCAGCUAUUCAAAGGCUUCAGUUUUGGGGCAACGUGUGAAUGGGUGGACGUUUGCUUUGCUGGUCCCUCCCUCAUUGACCAGAAGACUAUAUCACCCAGCACAGAUGUGCAUUAAACUUGAGCUUGUUGAAUAUCCUCAAAAAAACCCAAGACAUUCUAAACCUAACUGCCUUAAUUGCUAUUGAAGAAAAUUAAACAGCAACUAGGAGCAUGGCAACAAAUCCCCCUGGACAAGGUUUUCAAAAUAAGAACCGAGUAGCAAUCCUGGCAGAACUAGACAAGGAGAAAAGAAAAUUACUUAUGCAAAACCAAUCUUCAACAAAUCAUCCUGGAGCCAGCAUUGCCCUCUCCAGGCCCCCCCUUAACAAAGAUUUUCGUGAUCAUGCUGAACAGCAGCAUAUUGCAGCGCAGCAGAAGGCUGCCUUACAGCAUGCUCAUGCACAUUCUUCGGGAUACUUCAUAACUCAGGACUCUGCAUUUGGAAAUCUCAUUCUUCCUGUUUUACCUCGACUUGACCCAGAAUGAAGGAAAUAUUUACAAUGGGAAAAAAAUAGCUUUGUAAAAUGAACUGCCAAAGUUACUGUCAUUCUGAUUCACUCUGUGCUAAGAAAUGACUCACAUUUUUUUGCGUGAGAUUUUGUAUUUUAUGCCUUCUUUCAAGAAAGGCACUUUACAUCUAUGCAGGUGAAAUGUACAUAAAUGGUGCAUGUUAUCCAGUCUGUAACCAUUCUGUAAUGCACUUCAUUUAUUUAUACCAACAUGUUUGACUCCCUUAAAUAUUUUUUUACUUUUAAGUAGGAUGAAGUACACAAUAAGACCAGGCUAGAAAAUAGAAAAACUUAACUUGAAGGAAUUGCCAUUUUCCACUCUAAACAAAUGGUGUUGGCCAUAGAAAACAUCAUUCCUCUUGAUGUUUUAUCAGACUGUUAUUAUUAAUGUACCUGUUGAAUUCAUAUUCUUCAACAUAAUUGGUUUAGAAAAUAGUCCCAAAAUCUUUUAUGCGGCCUCAUCUCUGGUUUUCCUAGUCUCAAUUUUAAUCCUAGAAGAGAGAAGUUAGACUAAAUUACAAACUAAUAUUAUACCUCUUUUUAGUAUUUCUUAAAUAUGAAGCUUAUGUAAAUGAUGUUAACACAUAUGAUAUUAAAAGCUGCUGUGACAAUAACUUUGGUGUUAUGCUCAA
This is a messenger RNA of Gracilinanus agilis (Agile Gracile Mouse Opossum), 1322 nucleotides long. RefSeq names its product INTS3 and NABP interacting protein (gene INIP). The transcript is spliced from 6 exons. The record is from RefSeq and is a predicted model, not a curated record. NCBI's taxonomy places the organism in Eukaryota, Metazoa, Chordata, Mammalia, Didelphimorphia, Didelphidae. Gene Ontology annotation, biological process: DNA repair. The coding region runs from base 353 to 667 and encodes 104 amino acids. Gene Ontology annotation, cellular component: nucleus; SOSS complex; nucleoplasm.